GUCUCCCCUUCCCUUUCCUCCUGUACCCUGUACUUUUAUCCCCUAAUCCAUUUAUACCUCCUCUCACAAUGUCCAUCUGGGACUCCCUCGGCGGUCGCAAGCAAAAGCAGCCCGAUGCCUACGACUCUUCGCAAGACGCCACAUCCUUUCUCUCCGAGGUCGCAAUCCCCGAUCCUUCUCGCCUUCACCCUUUGGCUGGUUUGAACCAGGACACACUCGACUAUCUCUCCCUCGAAGACUCCGCCCUCGAUGAACUCCCCGGCUCCCGAUCAGUGUUGCCAUCCCGUGGAUGGUCAGACGACCUUUGUUAUGGUGCCGGUACGACUUAUCUCAUUGCACUCACUGCCGGAGGCGCAUGGGGACUGGCAGAAGGAUUGAAUAAGACACCGGCCACGGCACCACCCAAGAUCCGUCUGAACGGUGUCCUUAACUCGGUCACCCGCCGCGGUCCGUUCCUGGGGAACUCUGCCGGUGUUGUGGCUAUGGUUUACAACGGUUUCAACUCGGCUCUUGGAUACGCACGAGGCAAACAUGAUGCUUCUAACAGCAUUAUUGCUGGCGCGUUGAGCGGAAUGCUAUUCAAGAGCACACGCGGUGUUAAGCCUAUGAUGAUCUCUGGCGGCAUCGUGGCUUCCAUUGCUGGUGCCUGGACUGUCACGCGACGGGCCUUCUUCUAGAUUGCUGGCAUGGCCAGUUUUAUCCUACUUGACUCCUCGAUUCUCCGAUUCUCGGUUAUCUGAAUCUCCAUACCCUCUCCGCCAUCUAUCAACGACAUUGGCGGUUGACGAUUAGCUACCAAACUUUGUCUUUCCACCUGCGAUGUAUUACAACCAUUUUUUUCUUUCCCGAUCUCUUCACUCCGGCGCUCAAAGCAUCCAUAUUUCGCAUUUAUGCGUGGGUUGGGAAUGGGGUGUGCAACUGGGUUUGUACUUUGUAUUUUUUCUGUGUACAUAGAAAAGUCUCUUGCAUACCUACGGUUCAUUGGCUAUGGCGCUUCUGUGUCUCUGUCAGUAACGUUUUAAUGCUGCUCGGGAUUUCC
This is a messenger RNA of Penicillium canescens, 1039 nucleotides long. Its product is annotated as protein transporter TIM23. The record is from RefSeq and is a predicted model, not a curated record. NCBI's taxonomy places the organism in Eukaryota, Fungi, Ascomycota, Eurotiomycetes, Eurotiales, Aspergillaceae. The transcript has 2 exons. Gene Ontology annotation, cellular component: mitochondrial inner membrane; TIM23 mitochondrial import inner membrane translocase complex. Gene Ontology annotation, biological process: protein import into mitochondrial matrix. Gene Ontology annotation, molecular function: transmembrane protein transporter activity. Bases 69 to 677 code for a protein of 202 amino acids.